Penicillium malachiteum is the source of this 1971-nucleotide messenger RNA. Its product is annotated as alpha/beta hydrolase family protein. The transcript has 3 exons. NCBI's taxonomy places the organism in Eukaryota, Fungi, Ascomycota, Eurotiomycetes, Eurotiales, Aspergillaceae. The coding region runs from base 1 to 1971 and encodes 656 amino acids. The record is from RefSeq and is a predicted model, not a curated record. Gene Ontology annotation, molecular function: serine-type endopeptidase activity. Gene Ontology annotation, biological process: proteolysis.
AUGCCAUCUCAGAUCGUGCCUUACGGGCAUUGGACUAGUCCGCUCACGGCAGAGCGUCUAGCCAAGGACAGCAUCACACUCCACGAACUAGCAGUGGAUGAAUGGGACGAAACUAUCUACUCUAUUGAAUGCCACCCGACAGAGGAUGGUCGCUAUGCGAUUGUCCGGCAUGUCGGCGGUGAAAGUCAAGAUGUCUUACCCAAAAACUUGAGCGCCCACGGAACAGUGCAAGAGCUUGGGGGCGGCUCUAUGAUCAUGCGACAUGAUGGACAAAUUUUAUUUGUGGAUGAAGAGUCUUGCAACUUGUACCUAUUGCACCCAGCAACAUCCGACGCUAGGCUUGUUCAUUCUGCGGACGAGGGAAUCCGGUAUGCCGACUUCUGCAAUCACCCCACAAAUCCCGAGUGGAUCGUAGCUAUCAAAGAAGAUCAUCGGGAUGCUACACCGGAAACACAGGCUACGGAUGUUCAUAACACACUGGUAGCGAUCAAUAUCGAAUUGGGUACAGAGAUUACCAUCGCUCAGGGAGACGAUUUCUAUUCCCAUCCCAAAUUCGAUCCUACGGGUCAGUAUGUUUCAUGGAUUCAGUGGUCGCAUCCCGAUAUGCCAUGGACUGGAACAGUGCUUCACUACGCACAGUGGAAUGAUGGGUCUUUGAAUAAUAUUACCCGAAUCGCCGGUAAAUCCCAGGAAGAAAGUAUUGCACAGCCUAAAUGGAGUCCAGAUGGACUGUUGUGUUAUGCGAGUGAUCGCACUGGCUUUUGGCAACUUUACUUCUUCAAUCCAAGUGACCAAAAGGAGCGCAGUUUGUCGCUGGAGGGGUUGGAAAAUGCCGAUUUUGGAACUGACGAGUGGGAGCUUGGGAGCUCUACAUAUAUCUUCCUUGAUGCUAAAACGGUAGUUGCAACGGCCAUUACCAACGCAACCGCCAAAGUUAUUCUCGUCGACACCGCUAUAUCUUCCUUUGAAGAUCUAGAGCUCCCUUAUGUGAGCGUUUUCGAAAUCCGUCGAGUCUCUCCAACUUCCUUUGCGAUUGUAGGAACCUCAACUACCUCGCCUGAGGAGCUUGCACUAGUUUCAAUCGAUUCCAAUUCCAAAGCUGAAUGGACCGUUCUGACUUCAACUGCGACCUUCGAACUUCCUUCCGAAUACGUAUCGAUUGCAAAGGAAUUGAAAGCUCCCCAGAAGUAUGGGCCAUUGACUGACGGCCACGUCCACAUGUUCUACUUCCCACCGUGUAAUCCUGAAUUCCAGGCAGAUGAAACGACCCUUCCUCCACUGCUAGUUUAUGUCCACGGGGGGCCUAAUGGAUCUACAACGCCCGCACUAGAUCUGGAAAUCCAAUCAUGGACUACACGCGGCUUUGCAGUAUGCGCCGUGAACUAUACUGGAUCUACCGGAUUUGGGCGAGAAUAUCGGGAGCGACUCUCAGGGUACUGGGGUCUAGUGGAUGUGGCCGAUGCAGUCAGCGCAGUGGAAUAUCUCGUCAGCGAGGGUCUGGUAGACAAAACCCGUGUUGGGAUCUACGGCGGAAGUGCAGGCGGGUAUUUGACUCUACGAGCUUUGCACAUGUAUCCGGAAGUGUGGGCUGCCGGUAUCAGUUCCUAUGGCAUCAGCGAUGUGCGAGCUCUCCAGGCAGACUCCUACAAGUUUGAAAGUCAGGAUGUGGAUCGAUUGCUGCUUAGCAAAACUGACCCUGCAGACCGAGAACUCGAACUGACGAAACGUAGUCCGUGCAAUUUUGCCGAGCAGAUCAAGGGGGCGCUUUUACUGCUGCAGGGCACUACUGAUAUGGUGGUACCCGUUGCACAAGCUAGAAUGAUGGCUGAUGCAAUGCGGACACACGGCAGAGUGGCGGAAGUGGUAGAAUUCGAAGGAGAGGGGCAUGGAUGGGUGGGUCAGAAUGCGAUUUACGAGUCCUUAACUCGCAAAGAGGAAUGGUGGAAGAAGCAUCUUACUUGUGUGACUUAA